Pongo pygmaeus (Bornean orangutan) is the source of this 1568-nucleotide messenger RNA. RefSeq names its product killer cell lectin like receptor C1 (gene KLRC1). Lineage: Eukaryota; Metazoa; Chordata; Mammalia; Primates; Hominidae. Gene Ontology annotation, biological process: negative regulation of natural killer cell mediated cytotoxicity; positive regulation of natural killer cell mediated cytotoxicity; negative regulation of T cell mediated cytotoxicity. The record is from RefSeq and is a predicted model, not a curated record. The coding region runs from base 384 to 1085 and encodes 233 amino acids. The transcript is spliced from 6 exons.
GGACAACAGGCGCCUGACAUCACGCCCGGCUAAUUUUUGUAUUUUUAGUAGAGACGGAGUUUCACCGUGUUAGCCAGGAUGGUCUCGAUCUCCUGACCUCGUGAUCGGCAUGCCUCGGCCUCCCAAAGUGCUGGAAUUACAGGCGUGAGCCACCGCACCCGGCCCAAAAAUCUUUUUUUAAAACAAAUAUUCAUAAGAAACUUGUUUAGGCUCGAGGAAAAUUAGAGAAAGAACUUUAGAUUCUUUAAUGCAAAAUGAGCUCCAAGACUCAUUCUCCACCUCACCCUUUUAACUGCACUAGGGAAUCUUGUAUAUAAACCAUUUAUUAACUUCUUAGCUACUGUUAUUAUAGAGUACAGUCCCUGGCAUCACACACUGCAGAGAUGGAUAACCAAGGAGUAAUCUACUCAGACCUGAAUCUGCCCCCAAACCCAAAGAGGCAGCAACGAAAACCUAAAGGCAAUAAAAGCUCCAUUUUAGCAACUGAACAGGAAAUAACCUAUGCGGAAUUAAACCUUCAAAAAGCUUCUCAGGAUUUUCAAGAGAAUGACAAAACCUAUCACUGCAAAGAUUUACCGUCAGCUCCAGAGAAGCUCAUUGUUGGGAUCCUGGGAAUCAUCUGUCUUGUCUUAAUGGCCUCUGUGGUAACGAUAGUUGUUAUUCCCUCUACAUUAAUACAGAAGCACAACAGUUCUUCCCUGAAUACAAGAACUCAGAAAGCACAUCGUUGUGGCCAUUGUCCUGAGGAGUGGAUUACAUAUUCCAACAGUUGUUAUUACAUUGGUAAGGAAAAAAGAACUUGGGAAGAGAGUUUGCUGGCCUGUGCUUCGAAGAACUCCAGUCUGCUUUCUAUAGAUAAUGAAGAAGAAAUGAAAUUUCUGGGCACCAUUUUACCUUCCUCAUGGAUUGGUGUGUUUCGUAACAGCAGUCAUCAUCCAUGGGUGACAAUAAACGGUUUGGCUUUCAAACAAGAGAUAAAAGACUCAGAUAAUGCUGAACAUGACUGUGCAGUGCUACAUACACGUGGACUUAGAUCAAACAAGUGUGGAUCUUCAAUACUAUAUCAUUGUAAGCAUAAGCUUUAGAGGUAAAGCGUUUGCGUUUGCAGUUCAUCAGAUAAAUUUUAUAUUUCUUCAAAUAGAAAUAAUAUUAUGAUUGCAUAAAUCUUAAAAUGAAUUAUGUUAUUUGCUCUAAUAAGAAAAUUCAAAAUCAAUUAUUGAAAUAGGAUACACACAAUUACUAAAGUACAGAUAUCCUAGCAUUUGUGUCGGGCUCAUUUUGCUCAACAUGGUAUUUGUGGUAUUCAGCCUUUCUAAAAGUUGCAUGUUAUGUGAGUCAGUUUAUAUGAAGUAUCAAGAACAGUCAAACCCAUGGAGACAGAAAGUAGAAUAGUGGUUACCAAUGUCUGAGGGAGGUUGAAAUAGGAGAUGACCACUAAUUGAUAGAACAUUUCUUUGUGUCAUGAUGAAAACUUUCUAAAUUUCAGUAGUGGUGAUGGUUGUGACUCUGUGAAUAUACUAAACAUAACUGAUUUUUAAUCAUUUUAAGUGGAUGAAAUGUAUGCUUUG